Ahaetulla prasina is the source of this 1510-nucleotide messenger RNA. RefSeq lists its product as uncharacterized. Lineage: Eukaryota; Metazoa; Chordata; Lepidosauria; Squamata; Colubridae. The transcript has 2 exons. Bases 129 to 1178 code for a protein of 349 amino acids. Gene Ontology annotation, molecular function: catalytic activity. The record is from RefSeq and is a predicted model, not a curated record.
GAAGGGGGGGAUCGUAUCAUCCUGGGGGGGCGCGCGCUCGAUGUUUGCAGGCGAUCGCGCGCCCCGAUCCCCCUUCCUUCUCCCGUUUCCCGGAUGGUCAAGACCCUCAGAGCCUGGGCCUUCGGCUUAUGCUGUGCAACGCCCGGUCCGUGGUCAAUAAGGCCCCCCUAAUACACGAUCUUAUUCAGGGGGGUGCCGCGGACCUUAUAGGCAUUACGGAAACCUGGUUGGGCACUGAAGGGGGCGUGCCCCUUGUGGAAAUAUGCCCACCUGGUUUCCGGGCACUUCAUCAGCCGAGGGCUCAGGGUAGGGGUGGGGGAGUGGCGGUUGUUAUUAGGGAGAGCCUAGAGCCGAGGGAGACCACUGUACCUCAGAUUGCCGGGUGUGAAUCCCUCUUUGUGAGGUGGGGUCAUAGGUGUCAGAUGGGCUUGUUUGUCGUGUACCUGGCUCCUUGCUACGUGACAGCUGCCCUGCCUGAGCUCCUGGAGGUGUUGGCUGGGGUGGCGGUGGAGACCCCCAGACUUAUUGUCAUGGGGGAUUUCAACUUGCCAUCUUCCGGCACAUCAUCGACAGCAGCUCGGGAGUUCAUGGCUUCCAUGACGGCCUUGGACCUGACUCAAGUAGUUGAUGGCCCUACUCACACUGGGGGUGGCACACUGGACUUGAUUUUUAUCUCUGGUCAGUGGUUGAAGGAUCUGGACUUGAGGGAUGUAGUCACGGAAACUUUGUCAUGGUCAGAUCACUCUCUCCUUCGUCUAGACUUUCUGACCGCUACUCACCGCCGCAGGGAGACGGAACCAAUACGUUGGUUCCGUCCCAGGCGCCUGAUGGACCCGGAGAGGUUCCAGACGGAGCUUGGGCCAUUUCCUGAGGGUCUGGCUCACGGCACGGCUGAGGAACUAGUCGCGGCCUGGGAACGGGCCGCGGCUGGGGCUUUAGACCGUGUCGUGCCUUUGCGGCCUCUGACCCGGCGUAGAUCCCAACCGGCUCCUUGGGUCUCCGAGGAGCUGAGGGGGAUGAAACGCCGGAGAAGACGCCUAGAGAGUUUGUGGAGGUCCAGUCAUUCAGAGGCUGAUCGGACACAAGUGAGGUCCUAUAGUAGGACCUACCUUGUGGCACUGAGGGAAGCGAGACGUUGCUACGGCCGGGCUAUUUACGGGACCGCCUGCUGCUACUGAAUACCUCUCACCGACCCGUGUGCUCUCACAGAGAGGGACUCCUCAGGGUGCCGUCGGCUAGGCAGUGCCGUCUGGCGACACCCAGGGGAAGGGCCUUCUCUGUGGGGGCUCCCACCCUCUGGAACGAACUCCCCCCAGGACUUCGUCAACUUCCGGACCUCCGAACCUUCCGCCGCGAGCUUAAAACACAUCUAUUCGUUUGCGCAGGACUGGACUAGGUUUUUAAAUGUAGAUUUUAAUGGGUUUUAUUAUAUAUAUUGUUUUUAAUUAUCUGGCUGCAUCUAAUAAGUUUUUUAAUGGAUAUUUUAUUUUUGUAUUUAUAUGUAUUUUAU